Messenger RNA from Candidozyma pseudohaemuli, 1194 nucleotides. RefSeq lists its product as uncharacterized. NCBI's taxonomy places the organism in Eukaryota, Fungi, Ascomycota, Pichiomycetes, Serinales, Metschnikowiaceae. The coding region runs from base 1 to 1194 and encodes 397 amino acids. The record is from RefSeq and is a predicted model, not a curated record. The transcript is spliced from 2 exons.
AUGCCAGUGCCUGUGAGCCCAAGCUCUCCGCCUUAUCCUGACCAUCCUAUCCCCACGCCGCUGUCGUAUGUUUCUCAGUCCCAGCUGCGGCAGCCGUCCAACCAGACCGCUUUGGCUGUGGACCAGCUGAUCAAUUUGAAGUUGAUUGAGAUGCUGACGGCAAUUACCACGCUUCGAGCCAGCUUCGACGACCUUCUGCGGAAAUACGACACUGUUUGCGCUGCCCAACAGCAGAGCCAGGACGAUAUGGUGCAGCUUCUUGAUAUCUUGGAUAAAGACGAGCUACGACUGGAAAAUUUGGCUGCGUUCCGAAGCAAACUCGUUUUGAGAAACCCACAGCAGGAGAAACAGCCCUCGGUGAAUGGCCAGGCCGGACAGCCUCAAAGUGCCCAGAACGGCUCGGCAGAAGAACCACCUUCGUCCAGUAUCGUGCCCCAGCGCUACCCUCUAAACCCAAACUAUUCCUUGUACAACAACGGCGAAAACGGCUUUCGUCAUUUCAAGCUCGGCGAGGACGGCCACCAGAACCGCCAGUUUUCUGUCCUCAUGGACCCGCUUCAAACCAAGGCGUUGAAGGGCCCCGAUGAGCUCAAAUCGUCCAGCCCGCUUUCCAACCAGAAAGACGCCAGAGCACCUCCCCAUGUCCAGCAGUACCAGCCCAAGGUGAACCAGCAGGCCGCUCCGCUGCUCUACCAGCCUUACAUGCGUAGUGAAACGGGGCAGCAGAGAACGGUUUCUUUGCCUAUUCUCGAUAAGAACAUGCCGCAGAGUUUUUCACCUCAGCAGAGACACUCUACAACUGCGCUUUUGAACGACGACAAGAGGCCCAUCUCGCCUGGUCACGUUCUUCCCAAAACCUUCACGCUGAACCCAAUGGUCACUUCUGUUCCUUCUAAAGCGCCUUCUCCAGCUCCCAGUAUACCGCUGACGCCUUUUGAAGGCAAGAGCGUGCUUCCUUCUGUCCAGGAGCUCGAUAAGCUGAUCAAGAGAAGCGCUUCCGGAAGGCUCUCUGAUUUGCUUUCUGAGGACGACCUGAAGGCCAAGAAGCUCAAGACCGAGGCCAACGACAACACAGACACGUUGGUCUAUCUCGUCUACAUGGACUACCUCAGCAAGUUGAUGAGUGAAGAGGGCAUGACUGAGCGGCUGCUAGAAGCCAAACACGAGGAAUUGAUGCGGUACUACCGGGGCUAG